Drosophila bipectinata is the source of this 4579-nucleotide messenger RNA. RefSeq names its product toll like receptor (gene Tl). Gene Ontology annotation, cellular component: plasma membrane. Lineage: Eukaryota; Metazoa; Arthropoda; Insecta; Diptera; Drosophilidae. Gene Ontology annotation, molecular function: transmembrane signaling receptor activity; protein binding. Gene Ontology annotation, biological process: immune response; inflammatory response; toll-like receptor signaling pathway. The record is from RefSeq and is a predicted model, not a curated record.
AAAAAACAAUCAGAAGGAUAGGAAGAACCCAGCCCACCAUGAGGCGACCGAAAGCUGCUUGCCAGAUGAUGAUGCCACUCCUGGCGGUCCUCCUGCACAUGGUCCAUUGGCCAGCGGGAGAGGCGGCCUUUGGCAGGGAUGAGUGCACUGAGAUGAGCCUUAGCAUGGCCUGCCAGUGCUCGCCCGUCAUGUCAGAAUACGAAAUCCUCUGUCCGGCGUAUGCGGAGAAUCCAAAGUUCCGGCUGAGCAUCCAGCCGAGCAGAAGCUUCGUCCAGAUCAUAUGCAAUCUUACGGACACCUCAGACUACAAACAGUUGCCAAAGGUGCGAAUCGGGAAGAUGGACAUUGUGCAGAUGCAACGAUGCCUCUUGCCGGGCUUACUGCCCAUAGCGAAGAUUCUAGAAAACAUGGGCAUGCCUACGCCGCCGAUGCUCAUCUUUGAGAGCGACAACCUGGGCAUGAACAUAACCAGGACACACUUCGAGCUACUGAAAGGUUUGAAGCGACUGAGGUUCACAUCACGACGUCCUACUCAUAUUCCGGCCGACUUGCUCAGCGACAUGCGGAACCUGACCGCCUUGGAGCUAAGAGCCAAUAUUGCUGAAAUGCCGGCGCAUUUGUUCGACAACCUGGAGGAGCUGGAGUCCAUUGAGUUUGGCAGCAACCAGCUGAAACACCUGCCACGCGGAAUUUUCAGCAAGAUGCCGAAACUGAAGCAUCUGAAUCUGUGGAGCAACCAACUGCACAACCUCACCAAGUACGACUUCGAGGGUGCUACCUCGGUGCUGGACAUAGACUUGCAUGCCAAUGGCAUUGAAAUCCUGCCGCACGAUGUAUUCUUCUUCAUGCCGAACCUCCGGGAGAUCAAUCUGAGCGCCAACCUCUUCCGGUCCCUGCCCGAAGGCCUCUUCGAGCACAACACGCGCCUCGAGCAAGUGCGUAUCUCCAACAAUCGCGCCAAACUCAUCACUUUGCCCCCACGACUCUUUGCCAACCUGCCGGACUUGAAGGUGCUGUUCCUUAAAACCGAUCUAGAGUCCCUGCCCGGAGAUCUUCUGGAGGGUUCAGCGGGAAUCACCAAUAUCUCCCUAGCGUCGAACCACCUAACAACUCUGCCCGACAAGCUCUUCGAGCACCAGACGAACCUCCUGAGCCUGGAUCUCAGCCACAAUCAGCUGACCAACCUGCCAGACGAAAUUUUCGAUCACAACAGGGAGCUAAAGGAUCUGAAUCUGGAGUCGAACUACCUAACCCGCAUUAGCAGAAAACUAUUCAGCCGACUGAUCAGCUUGGAAACUUUGGUUAUGCGCAACAACCGACUGAACAUCAUUGAUCACAGUGCGUUUACUGCCACAUCCUCACUGCGGCACCUCUACUUGGAGCACAAUAACAUCGAUCUGCAGCAGUCCCUACUGACCAACCACGUGAACGAUCCAAACUCGCCAUUUUCCAGCUUGUUCAACCUAGAGACCCUUAAUCUGAGCCACAACUCCAUUAUGGUCAUCUACUACGACUGGAAGUUUGUGAUGACCCAACUUCGCGACCUGGACCUGAGCUACAAUAACAUCAGCUCUUUGAACUUCGAGGAUAUCCAGUUUAUCUCCAGAAACGGGCUGCAAGUCAACCUGACCCACAAUAAGAUACGAUCCAUCCUCCUGGAAAAAGAUGUCCCCGUAGACCGCACCGAUAACAGCGUAGUAAACAUCGAUCUGAAUGAUAAUCCGUUGGACUGCGACUGUACGAUGCUGAUCUUUGCCCAGUUGGUCAGAGGAGACAUUAAGCCGGCGUACGCCAAAUACUACAAACUUCAGACAGAUCGACUUUUCUGCAGCAAGCCUGGUGCCCUAGAAGGCACUCCGGUGAAGAAAAUCAUGCCGCAGAAACUUCUUUGUCCUUUCGAUUCCUCUGAUGCCGAAAACAAGCGCAAGUGUCCUCAGGGAUGCUCCUGCUGGGUGCGAACCUACGACAGGGCUUUGUUGCUUUACUGUAAUAAUGGUAACAUGACCCGGGUCCCAAGGCUGCCGGCACUGCCCCAGAAUCUUGAACUGAUGGAGCUGUAUAUGGAGAACAAUACCCUUUUGAGUCUGCCUUCUGGCGACAGCAAUCCUGGCUAUAGUCAGUUGACCAGUCUCUACAUCGCUGGCAAUAACCUUACCGAAAUCGGCGCAAACCAACUGCCAAGCCGACUGGAACACCUGGACCUGCGAAGGAACCAACUGCAAAUUUUGAACUCCACCGUGCUGGAUUUCUUUAACAACACCAUGCCACAGGGCACCAUGAAACUGUCCGACAAUCCUUGGAAAUGCGACUGUGACGCGAAAAAGUUUUUGAUCUUCGCCCAGGACAAUUAUUAUCGAAUCAAGGAUCGCGCGGAGAUGAUGUGCACGAAUGCCGAGCACCCAACCCGAAUGGUGGAACUUUCGACCGAUGACAUUUGCCCGUCUGACCGGAGCGUGUACAUUGCCCUGGCCAUGAUGAUUGCGUCCGCGGGUAUUCUGGUCGGAUUUACUGCCUCCUUGUAUUACAAAUACCAAUUGGAGAUCAAGAUCUGGUUGUACAAUCACGAUCUGCUUCUGUGGUGGGUCACUGAGGAGGAGCUCGACAAGGGCAAGCUGUACGACGCCUUCCUCUCGUACUCCAACAAGGACCGAGGCUUCAUCGAAGAGUAUUUGGUCCCGAUGCUGGAGGGUGGUAUUAAGAAGUUCAAGCUCUGUGUGCACGAACGUGACUGGCUAGUGGGUGGCUUUAUACCGGAAAACAUAGUGCGAUCCGUGGCGGAUUCGCGGCGAACCAUCAUCGUGCUCAGCCGGAACUUCAUUGAAUCAGAGUGGGCGCGCAUGGAGUUCCGGGCGGCUCACAGAGCGGCUCUGAACGAGGGCCGUGCUCGGAUCAUUAUCAUCAUCUACUCGGACAUUGGAGACGUGGAAAAUCUGGAUGAGGAGCUGAAGGCCUACCUGAAGAUGAACACCUACCUGAAGUGGGGCGAUCCAUUGUUCUGGGAUAGGCUACGAUACGCCAUGCCCCACCGCAAGCCGGUCAGAAACAUGGGCAACGGGGCGCUGAUCAAGUCGCCUCUGAAGAGUUCCACCGACGACAAACUGGAGCUGAUCAAGCCAUCACCAGUGACGCCGCCACUGACCACUCCACCGGCAGAGGCCACUAAGAACCCGUUGGUAGCGCAUCUGAACGGAGGCACCCCCCACACGGCCAUCAUGAUUGCGAACGGCAAGAACGGCCUGACGAACCUCUACACACCCAAUGAUAAGUCUCACGGUAAUGGUCAUAUCAACGGGGCCUUCAUCAUCAACACGAACGCCAAGCAGAGCGACGUAUAGGACUGGGAGAAGGCGGAGCUGUUCCAGUUCGAUCCGGAUGAUGAACUGUUGUUCCGUUGAGGGUGGAUCCGGAGCCGCCAACACUGCCAACACAAGCCCCAAGUCACUUGCGAGGCGGAGGAAGCAAAACCAGCAUGAAUGUAUAAAGUCUAGAGAAUAUUGAUUUCCUUGUCGGUUUGGCCACGUUAGAGUCUAGGUUUACAAAAAUUUCAAUUUCAAUAUUUCAUGUGGCCUUUGUUAACCAGAAAUUCGAAAACUUAGUUGAAGGUUAAAACAGUUGAAGAAAAACUAAAGAAGAGGUAGUCCUACCCCAUCACUCUGUUAAGUGUUAAUUGUAAGCUUGACUCAUAAGACACAAAUCUCAUUUAAUUAGCAAUUAUUUGUACAUUAGGAUAACUAUAAGAUGGCGCAGACAAAACCGAGAAUAGCUCAAGGAUAGAGUGAAAACUUUUUAUUUCAUUUUUUUACAUUUCGACGGAAUCUCAAAUGGAACGAGAAUCUGCGAGUAACUUUGAACAAAUCGAGCUUUAUUUGGAACUAACUAUUUAUUAUUUGUUAGACGCAACCUACAACUAAGUAAUCCCCAUGCAAUACACACAAAUGACGUAUCCAAAUAGUAGAAUAGAAUCACUCAGAACAAACCCCAAAAUCCCAAAACCCUAAAAAAGCUAAAGCCUAAAAGCGAGAUACAAAUUGCCUUCUUUGUAUGUAUGUAUGUAUGCUAGAUAUUUAGGGCCUAAGUAAGUUGUACCAUUCACAUUCAAUUACAACACUCUGUACAUAAGCUGAACACCACAAUAUCCGUACUAUUUUGUCAAAACGUAACGCAGCACCAGGCCAACCAGAUAUCACCUACUACUCACCAACUAUUCACGAAUAUCGAUUGUAAUCCCACGCCCAUUUAAACGACGCUAUAUAAAUAAGUACAUGCCCAGCGAAGACACAACUGAAUGGACAUCCAUUAUCACGUCAUCUACCAAACAAUUAGCUAGCGCCUCUUCACUCAUAUGAAACCAGAAUAUCGUCUACGAUACGUAAAUGUAAUUAAGCUACAAUAUGUGUAUGUAUAUCGUCUAAGCUAUAUAGAUUGUCUCUGAUAUGUAAUGCCUAAGGUACCUACAAAUUUAUGCAGACACUCACACACUCAUCUACUCGCGAGUAGUUUGCGAGUGAGUAGAGAUUUAAAUCUAAUUGUAUAUGAAAACACACAUAAAUAUAAAUAAAAUAUAUUUUAAAAAUUAAAA